AGCCUUGUCGAUGAAAAACAACCAUUGCAUCAUGACUUUGAGAAUAAAAGUGCUGUGCAUAACCCAGUUAAACCUGUAUUACGACAAAAUGGGAAAGAUAGUGGUACAGCUCGCCCUACUUGGGCUGAUGCUGGCAGUCGUCUACACACUACCAAACAAGGAGGACUGGGACAUCUACAAAUACCAUAUCAACUCCACAGUGACCGACGGCUAUGCCAUCACUAUCAUCACCAGCCGCGUGGUCAAUCGCAGGGAUCAGCCAACGGAAAUAGAAUUCCACGUCAAGAUUCCAAAGAACGCCUUCAUUAGUCAAUUCAAAAUGUUGAUCGAGGGUCAGAUGUACGACGGAGUGGUAAAGGCCAAGGAAGAGGCUCAGCAGCAGUACAGCGAGGCCAUGUCCCGUGGUCAGAGCGCUGGGCUCGUCAGUUCUGUUGGGAGAUCCCUCGAGGAGUUUACGACCUCUGUCACUGUGGCUGCUCACCAAAAAGUGACCUUCGAGCUCACCCAUGAGGAGCUGCUGAAGAGGAGGCUCGGGCAGUAUGAGCUCCAGAUCUACGCUCGGCCCAUGCAGCCGGUCAAUGAUUUCAAGAUUGAUGUUAGCAUCUAUGAACAACCAGACAUAGUGUUCUCAGAGGUUAAAGGAGGAUUAAACAACCCUAAUCUUGCUACCAUCAGUGCCGCAGAAAGUCAAAAUCAGUUGGAUGUCCAUUUCCACCCAACAGUGGAGCAGCAGACUCUUUGCGGGGCCUGUGGAGAUGACGGUUUGAACGGAGAUUUGGUGAUUGUAUAUGAUGUCUUCAGGGAUGACACAUUGGGACACCUCAAGGAAUCGGACGGGUUUUUUGUCCAUCACUUUGCUCCAACCGGAUUGGCCCGCAUUUCAAAGAACGUCAUCUUCGUCAUCGAUCAAAGUGGCUCAAUGCAAGGCAGGAAGAUGCGCCAGACUCGUGCUGCAUUAGUUCAUAUCCUUGCAGACCUGGCGAUGGAUGACUAUUUUGGUUUGAUAACUUUCAACCACGCCGUCCAUCCAUGGAAGAGGGAACUUGUCCAGGCUAACGAACACAAUGUUGGUAUUGCAAAAGAGUUUGCACGAACAAUCGAAGAUCGCGGAUCGACGGACAUUAAUUCUGCCUUGUUGGAAGGUGCAAAAAUGCUAAAUCAAAACCCCCGAGAUGGUUCAGCAUCUAUUCUUAUUCUGCUCACCGAUGGAGACCCUACCACUGGGGAAAGAAAUCCUGUAAUAAUACAGAAGAAUGUGAUGCGGGCCAUCAAUAAGAAGUUUCCAUUGUACUGUCUUGGUUUUGGUCAUGAUGUCAAUUUUGAAUUCCUGGAGAAAAUGUCCCUGGAAAACAGCGGAGUAGCACGACGCAUCUACGAUGACACUGAUGCCGAUCUCCAGCUGAAGGGUUUCUAUGCAGAGGUGGCUACUCCUCUGUUAACCAACGUGAUGUUGAUCUAUGAAGGCGGGGCUAAUCUCACACAGACUAAUUUCAGCCACUAUUACAACGGCUCUGAGAUUGUUGUCGCUGGCCAGAUCACCGACAACAAUAUUGAGACGUUCUCUCCACGGGUUGUAGCCAUCUCGGGAAACAAACAUGUGGAAUUUUCUGAAACAAAUUCCAGUACUGUAAUGACAGCAUCUAUGUCAGAGAGCAACACCAGAAGGCUUUGGGCCUACCUGACAGUAAAGCAGCUGCUGGAUAAAGAGUUACAGCUAGAUGGUGAGGAAAAGGAACGGGCCAAACAGGAGGUGCUUGAACUGUCUCUGAAGUACCGAUUUGUGACUCCACACACCUCCAUGGUGGUGACAAAACCUCCCGGAGAGAACGCACAAGUGCUCCAUAAACCCAAGGAAGGAGAAAAGCAUCCAUCGCCUCAAGGGGGAUCUUUUGGAUUUGUUCAGUCCUCAGCGCAUUACGAUGAUCCCUCUUUCACAGCGCCAAGAUUACAUGGAAUGGCAAAUCGUCGUCGUCAGGGCACUAAGUCAGGGCGUAAGUCUGUUUAUCAUGUAUAACAUGCCUGAUAUUUUCUGAAUCUGCUUUUUUAUAACUUAACUUUAUUAAUGCUUCAAAGUUGCUGUGAUUCAAUAUGCUGCCAUUUUGAAGAAUUAAAUUGUUACUGUAUUGUGA
Molecule: messenger RNA, 2129 nt
Organism: Gadus macrocephalus (Pacific cod)
Lineage: Eukaryota; Metazoa; Chordata; Actinopteri; Gadiformes; Gadidae
Product: inter-alpha-trypsin inhibitor heavy chain H3-like
Exons: 15
Coding region: 11-2014 (667 amino acids)
Source: RefSeq, a predicted model, not a curated record